Messenger RNA from Adineta steineri, 1044 nucleotides. The record is from the annotation of a GenBank genome assembly. NCBI's taxonomy places the organism in Eukaryota, Metazoa, Rotifera, Eurotatoria, Adinetida, Adinetidae.
AUGUAUUUAAAAUCAAUAUUCUGUUGGAUUAUUGUCAUUUGUUGUAUUAACAUAUAUAUUAUCAGUCGAUAUUCUUUCGUUCAACAACAGAAUAAUGAAUGUAUUAUCGAUCGAUUAAAUGCUACAGAAAUAUGGACAUCUCAAUUUUUAGAAAAUAGUAUUCAUUUAGUAAUUGUUACAGCAAAUAAUGAGUUCAAUGAUAUGGCUUUAAAUCUAAUUAAAUCUAUUCUUUUUCAUCGACGAAAAUCUUACAAUUUAACGUUUCAUAUUUUCACAGAUUGUCAAGGAAGAAUAACUCUUUCAAAUUAUUUCAAAUAUCUCAAUAAUGAUUGUACUGAAUUUCGAUUAUAUCCACUUGAAAAUCUUAUUAAAAGUAGUCAAAGUUUUUUGGAUAGACACCAUAUAACUAAUACUCAUUAUUCUGGACUAUAUGCAUUCUCAAAAAUUUUUAUACAUGAAUAUUUACCAUCUGAUAUAUCUCAUAUUAUACUUUUGGAUGCUGAUAUCAUUGUUUUAGAUGAUAUAUAUUCGAUAUGGCAACAAUUUCUAUUGUUUACAUCCAAUACCACUGUAUUGGGAUUAGUACCGUGGUAUCCAUCGUUACCGAUUGAUUAUAAAUACAAUGGUUUAUUACCUGAUCCAUAUAUAACAGGCGUAGUUCUCUAUGAUAUUAAAAUAUGUCGAUCAAUCAACUUUACAAAACUGUUAAGUGAUGCUACUAAUAAUGCAUUCAAUCAAUUCCAAUUGAAAAGCUUCAUAACAGCAGAUCAAACUAUUUUGAAUCUUUUCGCAAUGUACUAUCCAAAAUAUAUUGUUGCUCUACCAUGUUAUAUUAAUGGACAUACUUAUCAUUAUUUGAUAGAUGGUCCAACAUGGAAAUCCGCUUGUAAAAAUCAAUAUCCACGUACUACGCAUGUUGUUCCAUCUAAACGCUUAAAAGAUCCGCUUGAUUAUUUCGGACAUUUGUAUAUAUUUUACAAAAAGAUGCCAAUUGAAUGGCUUUCUUAUUGUGGAAGUACUCGCUUCAAAUUAUUGAUCAAAUGA